Messenger RNA from Populus nigra (black poplar), 694 nucleotides. RefSeq lists its product as uncharacterized. The transcript has 2 exons. The record is from RefSeq and is a predicted model, not a curated record. The coding region runs from base 115 to 582 and encodes 155 amino acids. Lineage: Eukaryota; Viridiplantae; Streptophyta; Magnoliopsida; Malpighiales; Salicaceae.
AUGCGAUACGUCUAUCUUGAAACAGAGGCUGCGGUGACAUAUAUAUAACCAGGGAGGUUUUAGACAAGCUCUUGAAGUUCCUUUCGUGCAUUAAGAACAGGGGAGACCCAAAACAUGGGAGAUGGUAGCAAGAUGGGAUAUCUGUUCCUCGUACUCCUCGUGCUCGCAAGCGUAUGCUUGUUUGCAUCUUCAACUGAUCCACUUCAUGAUCACAAGCCCCUCCACUCAGACUCAACAACAUCAAAAACAGAUCUUCUGCACGAGAACAGUACGGGAGCGACAGGCACACAUCAACAUGACACCAGUAGCAUUGGUGAUGAUUCUAGUGAAAGAAGUGGUAUAGUACACGGCAGCGAAUUUGCCCAUGGCUCAGUUUAUGGAGGUACACAUGGUGGAGCAACUGGGGCAGCUGACACUUCGAAUGGCGGUGGUGAUGAACAUGGAAGUGGAGCGGUUGUCGUAACUGGUGCUGGAAUGAAUCACCACCCAAACAAACACCACAAUGCUGGCAGCCACCAGGCGAACGGCAUUGUGCUUCCAAUAUUGAUUACGACUGCCUUGGUCACUCUCAUUGUUCAUUAAGCUAAAAUAACGAGGUUGAUGAUGCUUUGUACUUGCAUGUCACUCGGUUUUGGGUUGUGUUUGUAGCAUGCAUUCCUGUGAUAUAAAAGUCAGUUGUGCGGUUUGUAAUGUA